Molecule: messenger RNA, 4125 nt
Organism: Cricetulus griseus (Chinese hamster)
Lineage: Eukaryota; Metazoa; Chordata; Mammalia; Rodentia; Cricetidae
Source: RefSeq, a predicted model, not a curated record
AAUGGGAGGUGUGGCUGCUGUGUAGGAUGCCUGUCUUCCCAUUCUCCACCGGCUGGCUGCACCUUGGCGUGGGGCGGGGCCAAGCUUUCUCAGUGGGGCGGAACGGGUCAGGGCAGGCUGCGUCCUAUCCUCCUACCCCUGAGAUUAACCCGGAACUAACAGGUUCCUUUGGGAAGGCCUCGGAGCCGGAUAAGGAGUGGGACUUGAACUGUGAGUGCAAGCCCCCGAGCCAGGCUUUAGACAGGGAGAUCCUCCUAGUCCCCAGACGAGGUGUAUCCUCGGCAGGAGGUAGCACGUUUGUGCAAAGCGUCGGCAGCCACAGCAGCAGAACUAUGGCGCCCCCGAGGAACGUGGUGAAGAUCGCCGUUCAGAAGGCUGACGCCAUCCCACAGCUUAUCCAGCUAGACCAGGCAAAGCCCCUGGCCACUGUGCUGAAGGAGGUGUGCGACGCGUGGAACUUGCCUCACUCCGAGAGCUAUGCCCUAAAGUUUGCUGAUGGGCACAAGAGAUACAUCACCGAGAAUAACCGCAUGGAGAUCAAGAAUGGAAGCAUCCUGUGCCUCAGCAUUGCCCCAGACCUGGAGGCGCAGCAAGUGCUGGGCGGGCUGCAGAGUACAAGUCGUGAAGGGUGCUACCGGGCCCUGAAAAACCUGGUUCCUCUGGCCUCAGACAUGACCUUUGCCCAGGAGGUCAUCAGCCGUGAUGGGCUUCAGAGACUAAGCACCAUCAUUGAAAACGGGGAUGAUCUAGGGGAGAUGCUGGCCCUUGGUCUAAUGGCAUUCUUGGAGCUCAUGGAACACGGUGUUGUAUCCUGGGAGACACUCAGCAUGCCCUUUGUCAGGAAGGUGGUAUCUUAUGUGAACAUGAACCUGAUGGAUGCCUCUGUGCAGCCCUUGGCCCUCAGGCUGCUGGAGAGCGUGACUUUGGGCAGCCCUGCCCUGGGCCAGCUGGUGAAGAGUGAGGUGCCACUGGAUAGGCUGCUGGUGCACCUGCAGGUAAUGAACCAACAGCUGCAAACCAAGGCUAUGGCGCUGCUGACAGCCCUGCUGCAGGGGGCCAGCACUGCUGAACGUAAGCACAUGCUUGACUACCUAUGGCAGAGGAAUCUUCGCCAGUUCAUCUACAAGAAUAUCAUCCACAGUGCAGCACCCAUGGGUGAUGAGAUGGCUCACCACUUGUAUGUGCUUCAGGCUCUUACACUGGGAUUGCUGGAGCCACGCAUGCGGACACCACUUGACCCCUACAGCCAGGAACAGCGGGAGCAACUACAGGCCCUGCGCCAGGCAGCCUUUGAACCAGAGGGGGAGUCCAUGGGCACAGGACUGAGUGCUGACCGCCGUCGUUCUCUCUGUGUUCGAGAGUUCCGAAAGCUAGGCUUUUCUAACAGCAACCCAGCCCAGGACCUGGAGCGUGUGCCCCCUGGUCUGCUGGCCCUGGACAACAUGCUCUACUUCUCCAGACACGCACCUAGUGCAUACAGUCGGUUUGUGCUGGAGAACAGUAGCCGAGAGGAUAAGCAUGAAUGUCCCUUUGCCAAGAGCAGCAUCCAGCUGACAGUGUUGCUGUGUGAGCUGCUUCAUGUUGGGGAGCCUUGCUCCGAGACAGCCCAGGACUUCUCACCCAUGUUCUUCAGCCAAGACCAUAGUUUCCAUGAGCUUUUCUGUGUGGCUAUCCAGCUGCUGAAUAAAACCUGGAAGGAAAUGCGGGCAACACAGGAGGAUUUUGACAAGGUGGGUGGAGUGGAAGCGGCAAGGCCACAGGGCGGGCGCCUCUGGAAAGGGGUCGUGAACACAGGUCCUACAUUUGGGUGGUCCCAGGUAAUGCAGGUGGUACGGGAGCAGCUAGCCCGGACGCUGGCUCUGAAGCCCACCUCCCUGGAGCUCUUCCCCACCAAAGUGAACGCUCUCACCUAUGGGGAAGUGUUGAGGCUGCGGCAGACGGAACGGUUGCACCAGGAGGGCACUUUGGCCCCUCCUAUACUUGAGUUGCGGGAGAAGCUGAAGCCAGAGCUUCUGGGCCUAAUUCGACAGCAGCGUUUGCUCCGACUCUGUGAGGGAAUGCUCUUCCGCAAGAUCAGCAGCCGGAGACGCCAGGACAAGCUGUGGUUCUGCUGUUUAUCUCCCAACCACAAAGUGCUGCAGUAUGGGGAUGUGGAGGAGGGUGCCAACCCACCCACCUUAGAGAGUCUACCUGAACAACUCCCUGUGGCAGACAUCAGGGCACUCCUAAUGGGCAAGGACUGCCCCCAUGUCCGGGAGAAGGGCUCUGGGAAGCAGAACAAGGACCUCUAUGAGUUGGCUUUCUCCAUCAGCUAUGACCAUGGGGAAGAAGAAGCAUACCUCAACUUCAUUGCUCCUUCCAAACGGGAUUUCUACCUGUGGACAGAUGGGCUGAGUGCCCUGCUGGGCAGCACCAUGGGCAGUGAGCAGACUCGGCUAGACCUGGAGCAGCUGCUUACUAUGGAGACCAAGUUGCGGCUGUUGGAACUGGAGAAUGUGCCCAUUCCCGAGCAGCCUCCCCCAGUACCCCCACCCCCUACCAACUUUAACUUCUGCUAUGACUUCAGCAUCAUUGAGCCUUGACUGAAGUUGGCUAUGGGUGACAGCUGGUGUUUCUGGAGCAACCAUAAAGAGGGGUAAAAAGCAUAGACAACCUGACUAACAGAGCCUCCAGCAGAAAUAAAGUUAGAUUGGCUUGUAGGUAUGUGUCAAAUCAGCUCUGAACCUGUGGGCUAAGCCUGGUGAUAAACAUGGACAUGUCUUCAAACAUAGUAAAUGAUGUAAAGGCACCAGGUAAGACCACACACUUGGACAGCUAGCUACCUUUGGAAGGCUGGUGUUGGGUGGAGACAGGUAGUGACUAUUGCCCUUCUUGAAAUAAGUCCUUAGCGUCCUCAGUUCUGACAUGAAGAGAGGGAUGAGGUAGCAGCCAAAGAUGAGAUUGGAAUGUUGGCCAACUAACAAGAGAAGUAGCAGGGGAGCAUAUAUUGCCCCAGAUUAAUACCUUCCUGGGCAUCAGCAACAGGGAUCUCUCUCAGAAGGUUCCUGAUAGUCUGCCCUCAUUUCUCAACCUUGCCCUUGUCCUCCACGGGAUGCAGAAACCUCUAAUGAGAGGCACAAGGGAGAGAUGCAAAGCUGAAGAGAAGGCUGUUAGCUCCAAAGGGGUAGAUUGGCACAGGAGAAUUUCACUCUAACCGUGAUCGUAUGUGAGGUGGUGAUCACAGACAAGCCAGAAUCUGGGGGCAGAAGUGCUGAGACAUAGUAGGUCCAGUUGGAGGCAACAGUCACAAACUCCAAAAGCCCCUAAGACAAAUAAUUCAGCAAUCCAGGACCCCACAGGGUAGGCUGAAAGCUACCACUACCCUAACUUUUACAUACCAUUCAUUACUCCUCAAAUACUGUGUUUAACAUGCUAUUCAUCAAUGUUGUGCCUUAAAAUUGAUUAAAAGUCAUUUCCUUUGGAGAAAGUACUAACAAAACACUUGACCCUACAAAAACAAAAAACAAAACAGCAGCAACAAAAAAACAACCCAACUACAAUUCUAAUCUUCAGAGUGUCCAUUCCUGGACACAGAGCCUUGCUACUACACUCAGAACAAACUUUUGAGUUUAUGUUGGAAACACAGGGUAGGGGUCCCAGUUGCAUUUAGUGUCCCAAUACAGUCAAUUCUCAGUAUUGCCAGUUACUUGUCCAUGCCACCACCAUCUUGGCAAUAACCCCCUGACUUCUGGCUUCUAGUCAUGCUCCUCUAGUCAUUUCAAUAGCUGCCACUUCAACAUUGCAAAUUCAAUGUGGUUAUAUACGCAUACAUACACCCUGUGGUGGUCUGAUUGAGAAUGGCCCCAUAGGCUCAUAGAUUUGAAUGUUUGGUCCCAUUUAGUGAAACUGAUUGGGAAGGAUUAGGAGGUGUAGCCUUUUUGAAGGAGGUAUGCACUGGGAAUGGGCUUUGAGGUUUCAAAAGGCCCUCUCUCUGCCUGCUGCUUAUGGAUCAGAAUGUAAGUAAGAUCUUAGCUACUGUGCUGGCAUCGUGUCUGCUUGUCACCAUACUCCCCACCAUGACAGUCAUGGCCUAAUCCUCUGUAUCUAUCUGUAAGCAAGCUCCCAAUUAAAUACCGUCCUUUAUAA